CUCGGCCGGCCGGGGCUCCUCCGAGUGCAUGGGCGCGGGCCGGACGGGCCCUGGGCGCUGAGCGGCCGCGCCGCCUCCGCUCUCCGCGCCAUGGAGGGUGCCGAGCCCCGCGCGCGGCCCGAGCGCCUGGCCGAGGCCGAGGCGCGGGCGCCCGACGGCGGGCGCUUGGUGGAGGUGCAGCUGAGCGGCGGCGCCCCGUGGGGCUUCACCCUAAAGGGCGGCCGCGAGCACGGCGAGCCGCUGGUCAUCACCAAGAUUGAAGAAGGAAGUAAAGCUGCGGCAGUGGACAAGUUACUGGCUGGGGACGAGAUCGUCGGCAUCAACGACAUCGGUCUCUCAGGGUUUAGACAGGAAGCAAUUUGCCUGGUGAAGGGCUCUCAUAAAACCCUGAAGCUGGUAGUGAAAAGGAAGAAUGAGGUGACCUGGAGGCCUCACUCCUGGCAUGCCACCAAGUUCUGCGAUAGCCACCCCGAGUCGUCAGCAUCGCCGUUCCCCUCUGCCAGUUCCUGCCCUUCUUGGCACAGCCAACACCACGCCAGUUCUUCAUCUCAUGACCUGUCGGGCACGUGGGAGCACUCAAAUCUGCAGCGUACCUCUGACCAUUUUAGCUCGCUCGGGAGCGUCGACAGCCUGGACCAGCCUUCCCAGCCCUGCCCCUCCGGACGCCUGUCCGCCGCCAAGUCCAACAGCAGCAUCGACCACCUGGGCGGCCAGAGCAAGCGGGACUCGGCUUACGGCUCAUUCUCCACCAGCUGCAGCACUCCUGACCACACGUUGCCCAAGGCUGAUGCCUCCUCUGCAGAGAACAUCCUCUACAAAGUGGGCCUGUGGGAGGUCUCCAAGCCGGACAGCAGCCGGAAGGGCCAGGCUGCCAGCGAUCCUCAGGGCCUGGAAGAGAGGCUCGGGUCUUUCCCGGCCCGGGUCCCCUGUGACAGCAGCAAAAGCCCCAGGCCAGAAGACAGUGCUGAGGCCAAGCUGGCCACCUCCGGGAGGUCAAAUUUUGGGCCCGUCUGGUAUGUUCCUGAUAAGAAAAAAGCACCUUCGUCCCCUCCUCCGCCCCCUCCCCCGCUCCGCAGUGACAGCUUCGCGGCCACCAAGAGCCACGAGAAGGCCCAGGGCCCUCCAUCCUCAGAGGCGGCCAGCGUGCAGCACUUUCUGGGCCUGAGCCGCGCCCAGCCUCGCAGUGACUGGAGAGCAGAAGCCGCGGACCAGCCGUGGAGGCUGGCGCGUCCCAGCAGUGGGAGAAGAGCCGGGAGCUCAGGCUGUGCACCGGACGUCCCCCUGGACGGCGGGCUGCUGCCCUCUGAGCACAGGGCAGGCGGCCCCCCAGGGGCCCCCGGCCGGCUGCAGGCCUCUCUGUCCAGCACGGAUGUGCGUUUCCCGCAGCCUUCCUACGGCAGCCAGCACCCCCACCACGACCGUGCCGAGAGCCCCUUCUGUCCCGGGGGCCCCACGGCCGCCACGUCACUGAGGGAACAGCCCCGCGUGGCCAUCCCGGGGGGCCGCCAGGAGCCGUCUGCUGACCGUCGCCAGGACGACAGCCCCGCUCAGGUCAGGUGGCCCGGUGCCACCAGCCAGAAGGGGGACAGCGGUGGGCAGGGCUGCUACUACUGUGUGGCGAGCAGACAGUGCCCUCAGGAGAGCACACCGGCAGCGCAACUCCACGAGUGGUCCUGGCGUCCUGACGUGGCUCCAGGCGCCCACGACUCCCCCACCCCACAGCCGCCGGGCCAGGAACCCCGGUGUUCCCUGCCGCAGCACGAGCAGGCCCCGGGCCCCCACGAGAGAGCCCGGGCAGACCCGCUGGACCGAGGAGCAGAGGGCCGCCCCGCAGGAAGCGAGGACCCACCACGAGCCAGCCGCGUGGAGAAGAGCGGUCUGAAGAAGCCCGCAGAUGGCUUCGCGUGGGCCGACGGAGAGAGCGGCAAGAUCUCUCGUCACAAGACGCCUAUGUUGCACUCACUGACCCAGGAGGGGACGCGCCGGCCCGAGAAUGGCCCAGAUGCGGGUACGGAGAGGCCGCCACCGUUUGACGCCCAGGUGGGCAAAGCGACACGGAGGAGCGACCGGUUUGCCACCACCCUGAGGAACGAGAUCCAGAUGCGACGAGCCAAGCUGCAGAAAAGCAAAAGCACGGUGACGCUGACCGGGGCGGGGGAAGCCGAGGAAGAGGCCGUCGGCUGGAGGGCGGAGCACGGAGGUGCCACCAGCCCCACCCCAGAAGGGUCCUUCACGGGCACCUACAGAGACCACGUGAAGGAGGCCCAGGCCCGGGUCCUGCGGGCCACGUCGUUUAAGCGCCGUGAUUUAGACCCCAGCCCAGCUGAUCAUUAUGCAGGGCCAGAGCAGCGGGCUGAGGACCACAGCACAGAUCUGGACCCCGUCCCCCGUGUCUGGGAGGGGGGCCUGGCCAAGCCGCCCCCGUCUGGAGCGGCCGUGCCGCACGUUCCCCGCAUUGGAGGCCGGAAACGGUUCACGCUGGAGCAGAAACUGAAAUCCUACUCUGAACCGGAGAAAAUGAACGAGGUGGGGCUCUCAGGGGAUGAUCGCCCUCACCAGCGCCCUGGGACGUCCGAGGAGACCGUGGGCACGUUCGCCGACAGGUGGAAGUUCUUUGAGGAAACGAGCAAACCCAUUCACCAGAGACCUGGCCAGAGGCAAGCACUCUGUGCAUUCCCUAAGGAGAAGCUGGAGAGGCCACCGACAGCGGGCCAUGGGUACGAGAGUGCACAGCCUUGGUUCCAGAAGAGGGCCCGCACUACCUCCUUUGGAGGAAACCCCAGUGGGUGCAGAAAAGUGGGGAAGGUAGGAAAGCUGGAACCGCCUGAGAGGCUUGGGACCUUUGCGGAGUAUCAAGCCUCUUGGCGGGAACAGAGGACAGCUCUUGAAGCCAGGAGUUCCGGGAGGUAUCACUCAGCCGACGACAUCUUGGACGCGGGUCUGGAGCAGCACGAGAGGCCGCAGUACAUUCAUGGAAGGUCCCGGUCGUCGCCGUCCACAGACCUGUACACACAGGAAGCUGCCAUCGAACCCCAGCGGCAAGUGGAGGACCCUGGCGAGCACAGAGAACUUUCCUGCGCAGUCUGGGCCGAGGAGGGACAUCCCCACCCGAGACAAGCAGAUGCCCAGGGUCCAGAAGCCUUUACGACAGCACAGCAGGACUCUCAGAAGCCGUCCCAGCUCUCUAAGCCACCUCCCGCCUGGGAAGCUCCAGAGGUGCCCCAGGAGGCCCGCAGCCGAGCGGGGACCCUACCUCGAGAUUACAGAUACCCAGAGGAAACGCUUGGCCCAGGACCACACGUGCCGAGCGCCCCCUCGGCCCUGCACACUUGGGGGCAGGACCCAAGGCCCGUGAACACUGCACCGCUCCCCAAGAAGCCGGCCCCACAGAGGCCACCACCACCCAAACGUGAACCCAGGCAACUCAAGGGCCUGGCCGGUGGCACACCUGGGGCUCCUCACCUAGGUGCCCCCAGCAGGCCCCUUUCCCCCCAGUCCCCGGAGGCCCUGGAGGCGUGUGUGGACCGCCUGUCCCUGUCCCACAGCCCCUGUGCCUUGGUGGAGAAACUGAGCAGUGCGCAGCCCAAAGACGGUGUGAGGGCCUCUGGCGAGCACGGCAAGCGGCAUGUAGAUGAGCACACAGCCUGCCCUAAGCGUGAGGCCCUGCUCCCUUCCAAGUUCCGGCCCCUGCAGACGUCCGCCAUGGAGACCUCUCGCUCCCCUUCUCCUCAGUUCGCUCCGCAGAAGCUGACAGACAAACCUCCCCUGCUGAUCCAGGAGGAGAAUUCUGCAAGAAUUGAGCGGGUGAUGGACAACAACACCACGGUGAAGAUGGUGCCCAUCAAGAUCGUGCACUCGGAGAGCCAGCCUGAGAAGGAGAGCCGCCAGGGCCUGACCCGCACCGCCGAGCUGCCCGCACUGCCCAGCGGGCUGGAGAAAGACCAGAUCAAGACGCUCAGCACGUCCGAGCAGUCCUACUCGCGCUUCUGCCUGUACUCCCGCCAGGGUGCCGAGCCUGAGCCCCAGCGCCCCAGUGCCCCAGCGCCCGGCACCAAGGACGGCGGGGCCUCUCCUCCCGGCCUCAGCUACGUGAAGGCCAAGGAGAGGACAGCCGAAGACCUGAAGUCGGAAGAGCUGGCCCGGGAGAUUGUGGGCAAGGACAGGUCCCUGGCCGAUAUCCUGGACCCCAGUGUGAAGAUCAGAACCACCAUGGACCUCAUGGAGGGCAUCUUCCCCAAAGACGAGCACCUGCUGGAAGAAGCUCAGCAGCGCCGGAAGCUGCUCCCCAAAGUCCCGUCUCCGAGAAGCACGGAGGAGAAGAGAGAGGAGCCGGCCGUGCCCGUGGCCAUGUCCCUCGCCACCAACUCGACCUACUACAGCACGUCGGCCCCCAAGGCAGAGCUGCUGAUUAAGAUGAAGGACCUGCAGCAGCAGCAGGACCCAGAGGACGACUCGGGGAGUGACUUGGACCACGACCUGUCAGUGAAGAAGCAGGAGCUCAUCGAGAGCAUCAGUCGCAAGCUGCAGGUGCUUCGGGAGGCCCGGGAGAGCCUGCUGGAGGACAUCCAGGCCAACAGUGCACUUGGGGAUGAGGUGGAGGCCAUUGCCAAAGAUGUCUGCAAACCCAAUGAGUUUGACAAGUUCCGGAUGUUCAUUGGGGACCUGGACAAAGUGGUGAACCUUCUGCUGUCGCUGUCCGGCCGCCUGGCCCGCGUGGAAAAUGCCCUCAAUAAUUUGGACGACAGUACUUCUCCUGGUGACCGGCAGUCGCUGCUCGAGAAGCAGCGGGUGCUCAUCCAACAGCACGAGGACGCCAAGGAACUGAAGGAGAACCUGGACCGCCGCGAGCGCAUCGUGUUCGACAUCCUGGCCAGCUACCUCAGCGAGGAGAGCCUGGCAGACUAUGAGCAUUUUGUGAAGAUGAAGUCCGCCCUCAUCAUCGAGCAGCGGGAACUGGAAGAUAAGAUCCACCUGGGCGAAGAGCAGCUGAAGUGCUUGUUCGACAGCCUUCAGCCCGAAAGAGGCAAAUAAGAGGGGCCCUCCCCGGCAGGGGCAGAGACUGGCCCUGGGAGCUCCGUUCCUGAGGAUGCAAGUAGAAACCCCAGCCUGUAUUUAUAAUCUCCUGUAGCGCAAAUCCU
Neomonachus schauinslandi (Hawaiian monk seal) is the source of this 5138-nucleotide messenger RNA. RefSeq names its product shroom family member 2 (gene SHROOM2). Gene Ontology annotation, molecular function: actin filament binding. Bases 91 to 5031 code for a protein of 1646 amino acids. The transcript is spliced from 10 exons. The record is from RefSeq and is a predicted model, not a curated record. Gene Ontology annotation, cellular component: adherens junction; cortical actin cytoskeleton; apical junction complex. Gene Ontology annotation, biological process: actin filament organization. Lineage: Eukaryota; Metazoa; Chordata; Mammalia; Carnivora; Phocidae.